Molecule: messenger RNA, 408 nt
Organism: Gossypium raimondii (Peruvian cotton)
Lineage: Eukaryota; Viridiplantae; Streptophyta; Magnoliopsida; Malvales; Malvaceae
Product: blue copper protein 1a
Exons: 2
Coding region: 1-408 (135 amino acids)
Cellular component (GO): plasma membrane
Molecular function (GO): electron transfer activity
Source: RefSeq, a predicted model, not a curated record
AUGGCUAUUCAUCGUUCAUUAGUUAUUUUUGCAAUAGUUGCUUUGAUGGUUCCGGCGAUCUCACUUGCUACGGAUUUCGUAGUUGGCGAUGAUUAUGGGUGGACAUUAGGAAUUAAUUACGAAGAGUGGGCUAAAGACAAGCAGUUCUUUGUUGGGGACACUCUUGUUUUUACGUACAACGCUACAUUUCACAAUGUGUACAAAGUGAACGGAGAUGAUUUCCAAAGUUGCACUGUUCCAUCCAACAAUAGCUUGGUCUUUUUCACUGGAAAUGACACAAUUAAAUUGGCAACCACCGGUAAUGAAUGGUACGUUUGCGGCGUCAUCGGCCAUUGCGAUCUUGGGAUGAAACUUAAUAUCACAGUGGUAGACGGUACUGGCCCAGCUGCAGAUCCUAGCGCUGCUUGA